GUCAACAGAGGGAUCCAUUUAGGAAAAACAGCUAAACCCAUUACUGAGUCAGGUUUUUAAUUUGCUGACAACUACAUAUGUAGCUGGAAUAUUGUCUUUUUUAACGAAAUAACCCAAAUUACAUAUUCAUCAUAUGACAUUUGUUGAUUUCCACUGCAUUUUUGUUAAACUCACAGAGGGAUGUUUUCGUUUUGGUUACGGAGCCUCAGUGGAGGGCAUGACCUUAGCUUUCCAUGUGAAUGUGGUGCUUAAUGAUGGAUGUGAUGCAAAGGUAAAACAUCAGCAGUCAAGAAUCAGGAAGAAAAACCUUUAACCUUUUGUUUUACCUCAUUCAUGAGGCUUUGUGCAAGGAGAUUUUUCUACACGAAACUGUUGAUAUAAUGAUAAGAACAUUUGCAAGUCAAACAUUAUAACUAUGAAUCAAAUACAGCAUUGAUUACAACUCAGUAUUUCCAUUAACACUUUAUUUUUGGUGUUUCAUAGAUAUAAAUGUGUGGACUUGUACAGGUCUUUUGCUCUGGCCUCAAGAAUGCGGCCUUAACUGUCCAGGACUCUAUAAAUCAUCUGUGCAUGUGAUGGAGGAAUGCACAGGGCAUGUUUCAAAACCAACGAUUCACACCUCAGUCCCACACAAAAGUACGACCUGCCUACCACUUGGAGUUUAAGACUGUGGAAUUGACCAUGGACUUCCGGGGAACCACACCGCCUUCCUUUACCAUCCUCAGCAACGCAGUGUCAACUGCUGAUCACUUUUGGGUCCUAGGAACCACCCGUUCCCAGGACCUGAGUUGGUCCUCACACAUAGACACUUUUCGGAAGAUGGCCCAGCAGACACUGUACUUCCUGCAGCAACUGAAGAAGUACAACCUGCGACAGGAGCUGAUGGUCAUCUUCUACACUGUUAUUAUUCAGUCUGUCCUGUUCGCAUCCAUCUCUGUGUGGUUUGGCUCAUACACAAACAUGUCAAACUACAAUGAACAAUCAGGUCUGCAGAGAGGAUCAUCAAUGCUGACCUUCCCUCCAUCCAGGACUUGUACAGGUCUAGCGUCACAGAAAAGGCAGCCAGUAUCUCUGCAGACCCCACACAUCCUGGACAUAAACGGUUUAGACUUUUACCUUCAGGUCGAUGGUUCAGAACGUCAGUUAAAAAAACCAGCCACCACAGACACAGUUUCUUCCCCCAGGCUGUCUCUCUCUGAUGAACACAAUGAACACCUUACAGCCUAAGUAGUCAGCUACUCUGCUGGAAACAAAAUAACCAUAUUUGCACUACCACAACCUGUAUUUCCUUUUUUCUUUCCUAUAUUUCUUUCCCUAUAUAUAUAUAUAUAUAUAUAUAUAUAUAUACAAAAUUAAAUGUACAUACAUGUACUUACUGUUCCUUAUUUCACUUUCUCUAAAGUUUAUAUAUUUAUACCUAAUGUCUGUAUGCUGCGAGCGCUUAAACUGAUUUCAAAUUCCUUGUUUGUGCACACAGUGUUGGUCAAUAAAGCUGAUUCUGAUUUUGACAUUCCCUUCAUG
Molecule: messenger RNA, 1521 nt
Organism: Girardinichthys multiradiatus
Lineage: Eukaryota; Metazoa; Chordata; Actinopteri; Cyprinodontiformes; Goodeidae
Exons: 2
Coding region: 595-1227 (210 amino acids)
Molecular function (GO): methyltransferase activity; 2-oxoglutarate-dependent dioxygenase activity
Source: RefSeq, a predicted model, not a curated record